UCGGAUGUUUGGAACAGAAGUUCAGUGAUGAGCUUUGUCGUUAUUAUCUUUUCUUGUAACUAAUAGAAUAAACAGUGUUACUGAAAAAUCAUAUGAAUAAUUAUAAUUCAUUCAUAAUUCAUGAAAUUCAUGUAGUUGACCGUACUUCCCUUACAUCCAUUAAUAGAUGACUUGAGUUAUAAACGGGUACUUUGUUUUUAGCUAUCAGAUCUUGUAUUUCCAUUUUUCUCAAAUAAAACUUACAAAAUCCUGUCACCUAAAACAAGUUUACUAAUAAAGGCCCGUUUAAGCCAAUUUUUAAAUAUAUUGAAAUAAAUUUAACUGCGAAUUCAAUUUGUAAUAAAUGUUUUCUUAUCGCAUUCAUUGCUUCCAUAUAACUCAAAGAUACAUGUAGCAUAGAACGAGUUAUUAAAUAUAAUUAAUUUUCGCUCGAAUGCUUUAAUUAAAUAUAUCCAAUCCAAAUUAGUACUUAAAAUGUAAAAGAAUAGGUUACAUCAGUAAAACACUGUGUAGCAUAGACAGGCGAAGAAGCUUAGAUUCUAUUUUUUAUCUUUACAUAUUUGUGUGAUGUAUUAAACGUAUAUUAUUUAUAAAACGUAGAAACUUGUUUUAUUCAUUGGUUCGGUUCUAUUUUUAAGAGGCGCAGUAAUUCUAAAAUAAGUCUCCGUCAUAUUCAUAAUUCUGUAUGUUUACUAUGUUUAGAAAGCACAAUAAAUAUUUAUUUUACAAAACGUAUAACAUUUUGAGUAUUAGCAGUUUCACAAAAUAUGACAAAAUACGUAAAUAAUGAAAUGUUCUAUUCUGUGAAUAACUAUAAUUAACAACAAAUUUCAUGAGUUAAACUUGUAUAAAAUUAAUUUAAAAGUAAUUUUAUUUUCAGACAUAAUGGAGUCUGAUUAUGAUGAAAACCAUGGUGGUUGGACGGAUGAAAUGGCUAGAACGAAUGAAGAUUGUGGUGGAGAAGACAGUUUCGAUAAUCCUCAAGAAAUUUUAAAUGAAUGUUUAGAUAAAUUUAAGACUCCAGAUUAUAUCAUGGAACCUGGUAUUUUCAUGCAACUUAAGAGAUACUUCCAAGCGGGUGGCAAUCCUGAGCAAGUUAUAGAAUUAUUAUCAAAAAAUUACACUGCUUGUGCUCAAAUGGCAAAUCUCCUUGCAGAAUGGCUCAUUCUUGCUGGAGUGAAAGUUUCAGACGUUCAAGCAAUGGUAGAAAAUAAUUUGAAGGAUAUGAUAUUGAAAACUUUUGAUCCAAAAAAAGCAGAUAAAAUCUUUACGGAGGAGGGUGAAACUCCUGCCUGGUUAACAGAAAUGAUUCAACAUCCCACCUGGAGAUCUCUUAUUUAUAGGCUUGCAGAAGAAUAUCCUGAUUGUUUAAUGUUGAACUUUACUAUAAAGCUUAUAUCCGAUGCGGGAUUUCAAGGUGAAAUUACGAGCAUCUCAACAGCAGCUCAACAAAUCGAAGUAUUUUCACGUGUUUUAAAAACUGCGAUCGCUGGAUUUUUACAAAAUACAGAAGACUGGCAGUCUAGUAUACAAGAGUGUGCGAAAAUGGUAUGUCACGGGCAACAUACUUAUGUCUACAGUCAAGUAUUACUACAAAUUCUUGCACAAGAAUCACGUGGUGGAUUUAUGAUGAAAAGGCUUUCUCAAGAAAUCACAAAAUGUGCUCAACAAAAUCAUCACGAUGUUACUCCAAUAACAAUGGCACUGAAUGGAGCUUCUAGUAGUCCAAGCGCGUGUCAAGCAUUGGCAUCUAUGUUAUCACGGAAUACUUUAAAUCCUGCUGAUAUCAGCGUAUUAUUUCGAAAUUAUUCUACAGCAGAACCACCUCCAAUAGAAUUACUUCGUAAUCCACAAUUUUUAGAAUUAUUAGUUGAUGCGCUUUUCAAACCAGGGGUCAAAAUUAAUCCUGAACACAAAUCAAAGUAUAUUUAUUUAUUGGCUUAUGCAGCUAGUGUAUGUGACAUUCCAGCUAAAAAAGGACAUCCACGUAAAUUAAAUAAAGAUGAAUUGAAGACAACUAUUCAAGCCAUUGAAAAAGUUCAUAAUGUUUGUAAUAUUAAUAAAGGAUCCACAGAAUUGGUAGCCGAAUUACAUACCUUAUAUCAAUGCAUAAGAUUUCCUGUUGUAAGUGUAGGUGUAAUUAGGUGGGUAGAAUGUACCGUGACAGAACCAUCGUACUUCAAAUUAUGCACAGAACAUUGUCCUGUACAUCUUGCAUUACUGGAUGAAGUUGUUGUCUGCCAUCCACUAUUACAUCCGAAAGUGUUGCAACUCCUUGUUCAGUUAUUUGAAAGUAAACAAGAUGAACUAGAGAUACUUGUACAGUUGGAAAUGAAAAAAAUGUUAAUCGAUAGAAUGGUGAAUCUAUUGAGUAAAGGCUGUGUGGUACCUGUGGUGUGUUAUAUAAAGCAAUGUUGGCAACGAGGAGACACAGAUGUUUCCUUAAUUAGAUACUUUGUUACAGAGGUCUUAGAAGCAAUUGCUCCGCCGUACACAACUGAAUUUGUUCAUUUAUUUUUACCUAUGGUAGAAGAUGAAGAAAUUACAGGAACAAUGCGUGGUGAUAGUGAUAACGAUCUCGUUUCAGAAUUUAUUGUACAUUGUAAAGCACAUUGCCCCACUGUAAGGUGAUGCAUCUUAAUCAAUAAAGGUAGGUUGAAUUGGAAAAAGAACUUGCAACUUUAAAACAAGUAUGUUUACUUCAGAGGAGCAUGUGUGGAAUUAUACAUAAAUUACUACUGUAUUAAACUUUUCUCUUUCUUCUUUCAUGUAUAAUGUAUAUGGAUGUGUGAACCUAGUGAAAGGAUGACUUCCUCUCAUCUGUGAUAU
Molecule: messenger RNA, 2829 nt
Organism: Nomia melanderi (Alkali bee)
Lineage: Eukaryota; Metazoa; Arthropoda; Insecta; Hymenoptera; Halictidae
Gene: TH1
Product: negative elongation factor complex member TH1
Biological process (GO): negative regulation of transcription elongation by RNA polymerase II
Cellular component (GO): nucleus; NELF complex
Molecular function (GO): RNA binding
Source: RefSeq, a predicted model, not a curated record